Messenger RNA from Patella vulgata (common limpet), 4763 nucleotides. RefSeq names its product midasin. The transcript is spliced from 7 exons. Lineage: Eukaryota; Metazoa; Mollusca; Gastropoda; Patellidae. The record is from RefSeq and is a predicted model, not a curated record. The coding region runs from base 114 to 3155 and encodes 1013 amino acids.
CUCCUGGUUACGUGACGUCAUAAACAAAAUGGCGUAGGAAACGCAAACUUUUAGAGAUUUAAUGGGUGAUUGGCUGUACAACCACUGAAGUGUAGCGACCCUAAAAUAUCAAAAUGCCCAGAUUAUUUCAAAAUGAGCUGGAUCCCCAAAUAAACAUAAAGAUUUAUCAACAAAUACUAAACCUGGGAACACCACGAAAAUCCAGCCAGAAGGGAAAAUUAAAAAAAACUCCUGCCUUUCGUCAUGGAAAGAAUUUACAACAGUAUGGUAAUGAUAGAAUCAAAUACCCUGAACCGCGUUUAGAGUUUUAUAAUUUCCAUUACACUAGAGGGAAUAAAUCAGUAUUACCAUCACCGCCACCACCACCACCAAGAGAGUUAAUUUAUCAUGAUUUUAGAAGACAACCCAAUACUAGUCCAUGUCCAUCCCCAGUUGAAGAACUCAAAGCAUGGGAGGAUGAAGAGGCUCAAGGAAUCAACAUGAAGAAAACGCAUACUGCAACAGCUUCUGUCAACAACACACAACCUGUUAACAAGAAUUUAUUUCUAAGCUGUACUCCCAAUGAAAGAAAAUAUGUAAAAAGUGCUCAAGGCAUGCUGUGGAAUACCAGCUUUCAAUCAUUACGCUUAGAUCAAGAGUGGAAUGCUAAAUCAGAAUGCCGAGCAACAAAACGAACUACCCAAAUAAUGCAACAUCGAACUGAUAGGAGGUAUAUGAUGAACGGAUCAGCCCUUAAAAUACAACCUAGAUACAAUGUUGCUGAUGAGGACAUACAAUAUUUACGAGAACUAUCAAAAGCUCGACAAGUUAUUAAAGCCCAAGUCCAAGAAGAAAAACAAAUUUCCAUGCCUCCUGUUUCUGCCUUUCCAUCCGUUCUUAGAUCUUCCGCAGAUGAACUGGAAGACUCCGGUAACGAGGAAGCGGAGGGGAAAAUGGAAGUCACUCCUAUACAAAAACAACUGGAAGUUGAUCAGACAAUGCUUUCAAAGGCACAAACUUCAUCAUUAAGAGUUGAAAGCCCAGAAUCUGGUUAUCUGGAAGAUGUCAAAAUGAUCCAAGUCCCAGAUACAGAGAUCCUAUGUGUUCGUGAUUUAAAGGAAUCAUCAGAUGAGAAGAUAUUCCCACAAAAACAGCAGGACUGCCAAGAGCAGCAAUCAAUAACUCCAGAACUCGAAGGUGUAAAAAUUUCAGAUAUUUUAUCCUCACAGCAAGACUCUCAAGAGAAGCAAUCAAUAACUCCAGAACCUGAAGGUGUAAAAGUUUCAGAUAUUUUAUCAUCACAGCAAGACUCUGAAGAGCAGCAAUCAAUAACUCCAGAGCCUGAAGGUGUAAAAGUUUCAGAUAUUUUAUGCUCACAGCAAGAAUGUCAAGCGAUGCAGUCAGUAACUCCAGAACCUGACGGUGUAAACGUUUCAGAUAUUUUAUGCUCACAGCAAGAAUGUCAAGCGAUGCAGUCAGUAACUCCAGAACCUGAAGGUGUAAACGUUUCAGAUAUUUUAUCUUCUCAGAAAGACGGUCAAGAGAAGCAAUCUAUAACCCCAGAACCUGAAGAUAUAAAAGUUUCAGAUAUUUUAUCCUCACAGCAAGACUCUCAAGAGCAGCAAUCAGUAACUCCAGAACCUGACGGUGUAAACACUUCAGAUAUUUUAUCCUCACAGAAAGACUCUGAAGAGAAGCAAUCAGUAACUCCAGAACCUGAAGGUGUAGUAGUUUCCGAUAUUUUAUCCUCACAGCAAGACUAUCAAGAGAAGCAAUCAGUAAAAGUUUCAGAUAUUUUAUCAUCACAGCAAGACUCUGAAGAGCAGCAAUCAGUAACUCCAGAACCUGACGGUGUAAACGUUUCAGAUAUUUUAUGCUCACAGCAAGAAUGUCAAGCGAUGCAGUCAGUAACUCCAGAACCUGAAGGGGUAAACGUUUCAGAUAAUUUAUCUUCUCAGAAAGACGGUCAAGAGAAGCAAUCUAUAACCCCAGAACCUGAAGAUAUAAAAGUUUCAGAUAUUUUAUCCUCACAGCAAGACUCUCAAGAGCAGCAAUCAGUAACUCCAGAACCUGACGGUGUAAACACUUCAGAUAUUUUAUCCUCACAGAAAGACUCUGAAGAGAAGCAAUCAGUAACUCCAGAACCUGAAGGUGUAGUAGUUUCCGAUAUUUUAUCCUCACAGCAAGACUAUCAAGAGAAGCAAUCAGUAACCCUAGAACCUGAAGAUAUAAACGUUUCAGAUAUUUUAUCCUCACAGCAAGACUAUCAAGAGACGCAAUCAGUAACUCCAGAACCUGAAGGUGUAAACGUUUCAGAUAUUUUAUCUUCUCAGAAAGACGGUCAAGAGAAGCAAUCUAUAACCCCAGAACCUGAAGAUAUAAAAGUUUUAGAUAUUUUAUCCUCACAGCAAGACUCUCAAGAGCAGCAAUCAGUAACUCCAGAACCUGACGGUGUAAACGUUUCAGAUAUUUUAUCCUCACAGCAAGAAUGUCAAGCGAUGCAGUCAAUACCUCCAGAACCUGAAGGUGUAAACACUUCAGAUAUUUUAUCCUCACAGAAAGACUCUGAAGAGAAGCAAUCAAUAACUCCAGAGCCUGAAGGUGUAAAAGUUUCAGAUAUUUUAUCCUCACAGCAAGACUGUCACCAGAAGCAAUCGGUUACCCAAGAACCCAAAGGUGUUAGAUUUUCAGAUAUUCUAAGUCACCAGAGCAAUAGUCCCUGUGGUCAGGUGAUUAUACAGUUAAGUAAAACAACGCCACAACCAGGUGAAGAAGAAGAGGUAGAACACAUCAACCACAAGGAUCGAAUGCUGAUAAAAGACCACUUGAAUAAAACCCAUUGGUGCAGUGAUGGCUUGAUUCGUCUGCAACCCGGUGAUGGGCGUUAUUCCAUUGUGCCUUGUGGAAAAUAUGCACAAUCAACGAAAGCCUCGAAUCGAUCUCAAAAACCAUGCAAUGUCCAAACGAAUCAUCGAAUUGAAUGUUGUAACAAAGGACAUCAAAAUCAUGCGGCGGAGUUUGCACGAUUCCCCGUGAGAAAACGAUGUUAUAGAUAUUGGAAAAAUAUUCCUAAAACCUGUCAUUGUGAUGGUGGAAAUACCCCACUAGUUUUAGGUUUACAAGGUUUGCAAGUGCCGUUGGUUUCAAAAGAUUACACCCCCCGAUUGCAUACGUAAAGAUGAAUUAUGUAAGAGCUAAAUCUGCCUAAUGCAGGCCUUUCUUUAGGCCUUAAAUUUUAUAUAAAUUAUUAAUUAGACGAUAAUUAACUUAUCAAGACCAUAAUCAACUCUCUAUGCCAUCGGAUGCUCGAUUUAAACACGAUUAGCGGUUAAUGAUUUAAUUAAAAAAUGGAUAAUCAAGACUUCGAUUACUAUCUUAUCAACGGUAGCAAUGACAAUCAAUACUGCGCUAUUCUCCAAACAGCCCUAACUUCGCUCUGUAUGAAGUAAUAUGACUGAAAUUUUCAAGAUAUUCCCUUUUUAUCAUCUAUUUUUGAACUAUUAUAGCUAGACCUGUCAGCUUUUUAUCUAAAUCUUACAUAAUGCAUUUUUAACACUGUCCAUAAUCAAUUACAAAUUCUUACCUCUUUGGUUCUAAUCUUAGUGCUCUGCAAUCACAAAUUUUUAUGCCCUUUUGUCUAAUCUUAAUUCCAUGAAAUUUUCAAAUUCCUACACGGUUGCCAUCUCUUUCGUUUUCAACUGAUACUCAUUACUAUAUAUUUGAUUGGUUCCAUUAUUGCUCUGUUUAACUUAUAGAUUGGCUAACAAUAUGGCAACCAUGGACACAGUUGUCCAGAUCCCCUGCCUUGGAUUUAUGUUAUCGAUUUUAUAAUCAAAUACGAGUGCCCCAUGUUCACAUAAGUCUAUUAGGGAUUGUCUCAAAAAUAUAUCAAAUCCAUUAGAGACAGUUGCAAAAAAUAUAACAAGUCAAUUAGGGAUUGUCGCAAAAAUACAUCAAGUCAAUUAGAGACAGUCGCAAAAAUAUAUCAAGUCAAUUAGAGACAGUGCAAUAAAUAUAUAAAGUCAAUUAGAGAUAGUGGCGAAAAUAUAUCAAGUCAAUUAAAGACAAUCGCAAAACUAUAUCAAGUCAAUUAGAGAUAGUCGCAAAAAAUACAUCAAGUCAAUUAGAGACAGUCGCAAAAAAUACAUCAAGUCAAUUAGAGACAGUCGCAAAAAAUACAUCAAGUCAAUAAGAGACUGUCGCAAAAAUAUAUCAAGGCAAUUAGAGACAGUUGCAAUAAAUAUAUCAAGUCAAUUAGAGAUAGUCACAAAAAUAUAUCAAGUCAGUUAAGGAUUGUCGCAAAAAUAUAUCAAGUCAGUUAAGCUAUGUCUUAUCAUGAACACUUGAUAAAAACUGCACUCAGAUUUGUUAUGUUAGUUCAAUGUUUUAUCAUUAAUCCCUUUUUUUUAAAAUGCUACCCAAUCAAAAUGGGUGGUUUAUGCGUCGAUUGUUUUUUCAUUGGACGUGGUUCUUGAGCCUUUAAACCUAACAAUUUCCAGUUUCUGUUUCCACGUUACUGUGAAAGUAAAAAGUAUGUAAUAUUUCAUCUCCUUCAUUAUUUGCCUUGGUGGUGCAGAAAAAUAGUACCGAGAAACUAUCUGAACCUAUUUGUGUUGUUAUUUGUGGAUAGACUGCUGUUUUUUGUUUUGAAUUGUUAUAUGAAAUGCUUUUAUAUAUAAAAGAAUAUUGUUUAUAAACAAAUCAUGCUAUAUAUAUUAUAUAUUUCCUAUACAAAUAACACUGUUUACUGUUGUAUCCAAAUUGAAGUGAAAAUAAAAUUUUAA